ACCACAUCCAAGCCCUAUAACAUCCCUACUCAUAUUUGUACCUCCAGACACUACUCCGUUCUCCCUAUCCUCAUCCUUCUUCGCGUCCAACUUGUACACUAGCACAAAGCCCUUGUUUACAGUCUCUAUCGCCAGCAUGGGAGGCGAAACUACGGCUCGUGUUGAGUCGUCAUACCCCAAGUUAUCAAAGGGCCCCGUCGGUCAGCAGAUCCAAAGCAUCUACACAGACCGUCUGCGUCAGUUCACCUCGACUGGCCAAUAUGAAAAGCAAAACCUCCUUUCAAAGCUCUAUCACAACAUCGAGGACGACUCCAAAUACGUCAAACUCUCCGUCUAUUCUCCCCCCGACCUGUCACGCCCGACCUUCAAAGAUGCCACUUCCCAUACCUUCAGACCAACCCACCGUGGAGAGUCUUUCGGCCCAUCAUGGUCGACCCAUUGGUUCAAGAUCCAAUUGACCAUCCCUGAACGGAUGCUCGAUGGCGAACACCUCGAGUUCCACUGGGACGCUAAUAACGAGGGAAUGGUGUGGACUGAGGAUGGAAACCCUUUACAAGGCCUCACAGGUGGCGGCGAUCGCACCGAAUGGAUCUUGCCCCAAGAAUGGAGAGACGGCAAGGAACACAUCUUCUAUAUUGAAAUGGCUUGUAAUGGCAUGUUUGGAAAUGCCCCUGGUGGAGACAGCAUACAGCCGCCCAACCCAAACAAAUAUUACCAGCUAUGGAAAGCUCAGAUUGUUGACGUCAAUCUUGUCGCCCGUCAGCUGUAUGUCGACUUUUGGAUCAUUGGCGAUGCUGCAAGAGAGUUUCCCGGAGAUAGCUGGGAAAAGCACGAGGCCUUGCAGGUUGCAAACCGCAUUAUCGAUGCCUUUAUCGCUGGCAAUGGCUCCAACGAUUCCAUCCAUGAGGGUCGCAAAAUCGCAGAGUCCUACAUCGGGAAAAACGUCGAUUCCUCCAAAGUCUAUGACUCGGACCAGAAUAUUCUUGUCUACGGCAUUGGACAUUGCCAUAUUGACACCUGCUGGCUUUGGCCAUGGGCUGAGACCAAACGCAAAGUCGCCCGCAGUUGGUCCAAUCAAUGCGAUCUGAUGGAUCGCUAUCCGGAGCACCGGUUCGCCGUUAGUCAGGCCCAACAGUACAAGUGGCUCAAAGAAAAUUAUCCCUAUGUUUUCGACAGGGUCAAGACCAAGGUCAAGGAAGGCCGAUUCCAUCCCAUUGGCGGCAGUUGGGUCGAACACGAUACCAAUAUGCCCAGCGGAGAGUCAUUGGUUCGCCAAUUUCUGUACGGACAGCGUUUCUACGAGAGCAACUUUGGUGAUCGCUGCCAGACCUUCUGGCUCCCUGAUACCUUUGGAUACUCUGGUCAACUGCCUCAGAUUUGCCGUCUUGCCGGCAUGACCAGAUUCUUCACCCAAAAGCUGAGCUGGAACAAUAUCAACAACUUCCCCCACACAACCUUCAACUGGGUCAGUCUCGAUGGUAGCCAGGUCAUCUGUCACAUGGCUCCCAGUGAGACCUAUACGGCUAAUGCACACUUUGGUGAUGUGCGCAGAAGUGUUACUCAGCACAAGAGCUUGAAUCAAGACAACACUUCUCUCUUGGUUUUUGGCAAGGGGGAUGGUGGCGGUGGUCCGACCCGCGAGAUGCUUGAGAAACUGCGAAGAUGCCGAGGGCUGAGCGACACGACUGGGUUACUGCCGCGCGUGCACAUGGGAAAAUCCGUCGAUGACUUCUUUGCCGGACUAGAGAAGAAGAUCGAGAAUGGCACCAAAUUGACCACGUGGUAUGGAGAGCUGUACUUUGAACUCCACCGAGGAACAUACACCACCCAGGCCAACAACAAACGAAACAACCGACACCAAGAAGUCAUGCUUCACGAUAUUGAAUACCUAGCCACCCUGGCCAGCUUGAAGAGUAAGAGCUACAGCUACCCCAAGAAAGAGAUUGAUGAGAUUUGGGAAAAUGUCUUGCUAUGCCAAUUCCAUGACUGUCUCCCGGGAAGCUCGAUCGAGAUGUGUUAUGAUGACUCAAAUGCGCUCUACGCACACAACGCUCAAAUCGGAGAUAAGAUCAAAGAGGAGGCAUUGACAGUCUUGGGGCUCUCGCAGCAUGUCAAGGCCAAUGCUGAGCUUGCCGCGAUCAAUACUGCUCCAUGGCCUCGUUCAGAAUUGGUCAAGAUUCCCCAGGCUCAAUCCACGUCGCAACAACAGUCGUAUACCUUUGUUUCUGGCGGACCUGGCGUCAUUAAGAGCCACGCUGCCUCUGCCAUCCAGUCAACCGCAUCCGUGACCGAAACCAAGAAAGGUGUAUUUGCACUCAAGAACAGCCGAUUCGAAGUCCAGGUCGAGGCCGGCGUUAUCACGUCGUUGUAUGACUUGAAGGCUCAGCGACAAGUUCUCGCCAAGGGCGGCAAGGCCAACCAGUUUGUGAUUUUCGAUGACAAGCCCCUGUAUUGGCAAGCGUGGGAUGUCGAAGUGUUCCACCUCGAAUCGAGAAAGGAACUGGGCUCUGGUACCACCGAGAUUGUCGAAACCGGCCCUUACCGUGUCAGCGUGGCGACGAAAACCCAGGUCAGCGAUGACAGCUGGAUUAGGACCGUGAUCAGCCUGGACGCAACGGACAGUACAGGCGAGGCUGGUUACGUCAUGGUUGAAGCCGAGGUCGAGUGGCAUGAAACCAUGAAAUUCUUAAAGGUUGAAUUUGAAGUGGAUGUGUCGAAUACGGAAGCGAGUUACGAAAGCCAGUACGGCAUCAUCCGCCGACCGACACAUUACAAUACUACCUGGGACAUGGCCAAAUUCGAGGUCUGCUGUCACAAGUUUGCUGACCUGUCCGAGGCCGACUACGGAGUGUCGAUUUUGAACGAAUCCAAGUAUGGCUUCGCUACGAUUGGCAACUUGCAACGGCUGUCGUUGCUACGUGCUCCCAAAGCGCCGGAUGCACAUGCGGACAUGGGCCGACAUCACAUCAAAUGGGCGAUCCUCCCCCAUCAGGGACCUCUCGGCGCGGAGACUGUCCGAGCGGCGUACAACUUCAAUCACCCAUUGGAAUUGGUGUCGGUGGUGGACAACUCACCAGCCAAGGAAGUUUUCAACUCGAUUAAACUGAGUGGGGGAAGUUCCCUAAUUCUGGACACCAUCAAACGGGGAGAAGACGACGAAGAUGUUUCACGCGGAGAAUUCAGCCCUCGAGCCGGGCAAAGUGUGAUUCUACGAAUCUACGAAAGUCUGGGAGGAAAGGCCCGUGGCAGCAUUGAGACUACUCUACCUGUGAAAAAGGUGUACAGAACAAACGUACUGGAGGACGACGAAGAGGAAUUGACAAUCACUGGCAAGAGCAAGUCGACGAUUGCGAUUGAGUUGCGGGCGUUCGAAGUGGCAACGUUCCGUCUGCAACUCUAGGUUGAAAAUAGGGGGAAGAAGAGUAUGGUGGAAUGUCAUAAUGACCAAGGAGCCCUGGAGGAAGUGCAUGUUUGUACGAGCAGAGGAAAAGCAGGUUGCAGUAGCACGAGACUGGCGUCAGGUUAGUUGAGGGACAUGCAUUAGCACAUACCAGGUCAUGAUCACAUUCAUGGCAUUGGCAUCUAUCUCUCCGGGAUUCUGGAUGGUUGACCAGUGAGUAGGAGGACUUUAGGCAUCGAAAUCGAGUACGUAUCCAACAAGGCGAUGGACAUGUUCUCUUCCAGCACUAUUCUGUAGACUGGAGGUACUCUGUACUGUCCAAUGGUCCAAGUUUCAUAAUACUUAUGAAUAUCGUAU
Exophiala mesophila is the source of this 3757-nucleotide messenger RNA. RefSeq lists its product as uncharacterized. The transcript has 3 exons. Gene Ontology annotation, cellular component: fungal-type vacuole membrane. Gene Ontology annotation, molecular function: carbohydrate binding; alpha-mannosidase activity. Bases 137 to 3400 code for a protein of 1087 amino acids. The record is from RefSeq and is a predicted model, not a curated record. NCBI's taxonomy places the organism in Eukaryota, Fungi, Ascomycota, Eurotiomycetes, Chaetothyriales, Herpotrichiellaceae. Gene Ontology annotation, biological process: mannose metabolic process; oligosaccharide catabolic process.